Molecule: messenger RNA, 3539 nt
Organism: Pseudophryne corroboree (corroboree frog)
Lineage: Eukaryota; Metazoa; Chordata; Amphibia; Anura; Myobatrachidae
Gene: ILVBL
Product: ilvB acetolactate synthase like
Exons: 16
Coding region: 276-2171 (631 amino acids)
Biological process (GO): L-valine biosynthetic process
Cellular component (GO): acetolactate synthase complex
Molecular function (GO): acetolactate synthase activity; magnesium ion binding; thiamine pyrophosphate binding
Source: RefSeq, a predicted model, not a curated record
UUUAAACGACACAUCCCAGAAUGAGAUAAAAUUUUGGGACUUGUAGUCCAACCGACACCGUGACCAGAAAGCUAUAGGUUGCUUUUCCUAGUUUAAGUCAAGUGAGGUCGUCGUCAGUCUGGCUAGCACAGCGAGACUGUGUGUCAGAGAGCUGCGGCUAACCGCAGUCAGCAGGGUGACAUCAGCGUGAUCACGUGAGGAGGCUGCCGCAGAGGAUCUCUGGGUAUAGAUCAGGAAGUGAGUACCAGUGUCUGUCAGCAAAGUGACUCCUCUCCAUGCCAGAUUUCUCAAUGGAUCUAAGCUGUGACUGUUUACAUUCUUUGGGAGCUCUCUUUGGAUUGUUACUGACUAUUGUACUAUUGUGGUUGGGUUGUCGUCUGGGUGUCAUCUACCAGCUUUUUCACAAGGUUGAGACCCAAAGUCCUUGCCAUGGUGGAGAGUUGGUAGCAAAGGUGCUUCAGUCCCAUGGCGUGAAAUAUGUGUUCACACUAGUCGGCGGUCAUAUCUCGCCCAUCCUGGUUGCCUGUGAGAAGUUGGGAAUUCGUGUGGUGGACACGAGGCAGGAGGCGACUGCAGUAUUCGCUGCAGAUGCAGUGGCCAGACUUUCAGGGACUGUGGGUGUGGCUGCAGUGACCGCAGGUCCAGGUUUAACCAAUACAGUCACUGCCAUUAAGAAUGCUCAGAUGGCAGAAUCCCCACUCCUGCUAAUAGGUGGAGCGGCUGCCACAUUACUACAGGGCCGAGGAGCACUCCAGGACAUAGACCAGUUAUCUCUUUUCAAGCCUAUUUGUAAAUUCUGUGCUUCUGUAAGGACUGUACGUGAGAUUAUCCCUGUGCUGCGGAAGGCGCUAGCUGAGGCACAGUCGGGAACUCCCGGGCCCGUGUUUGUGGAGUUUCCCAUUGAUAUUUUGUAUCCAUAUCAUGUGAUCCAUAAAGAGUUGUCCCCAAAAGGUGCUCCUAAAGGAAUUAUAGGAAAAAUUAUUAAUUGGUACUUGCAGAAUCACCUGAAUAAUUUAUUUGCUGGAGCCUGGGAGCCAAGAGACACUUCACCCCUUCCAGUCUCCAUCACUAAGGCUACGGCUGAACAGAUCCAGCAAUGUGUAGAGUUGGUGAGUCGUGCUAAGAAGCCUGUAUUCAUCCUGGGCAGUCAGGCCACUCUGCCUCCGAUACCUGCUGACAAUCUCAGAAAGGCUCUGGAAUCCUUGGGUAUUCCGUGUUUUUUAGGAGGAAUGGCCAGAGGCAUGCUGGGAAGGGAUAGUCCGUUACAUAUUCGUCAGAACCGAAGAGAUGCACUUAAGGAAGCAGAUUUGGUUAUAUUGGCUGGCACAGUGUGUGAUUUUCGUCUUUCCUAUGGGCGUGUCCUGAACAGACGCAGCAAGGUCAUUGCGGUGAAUAGAGAUCGCUGUCAACUGUUAAAGAACUCUGAUAUGUUUUGGAAGCCAACUGUCGCCAUACAAGGUGAUGCUGGUUCAUUCAUAAUCAGUCUAUUAGAAGGACUGAAAGGAUAUACGUGUCCCUCAGACUGGACAGAAGGUCUGAAGGCAGGAGAUGUCACUAAAGAGAAGGCCAACCAGAAAAAAGCUGAGGAGAAAACUGAGCGUCACUUGAACCCUCUACAUGUUCUGCAUCUGGUGGAAGAAGCUAUAUCAGAUGACAGUAUCCUUGUAGCAGAUGGCGGAGACUUUGUAGGCAGUGCAGCUUACAUUUUACGCCCAAGAGGACCUCUUCGCUGGCUGGAUCCAGGUGCUUUUGGCACUCUGGGAGUUGGUGGAGGAUUUGCCUUGGGAGCUAAACUUUGUCGCCCCGAUUCAGAGGUUUGGAUAAUAUAUGGAGAUGGUUCAUUAGGAUACAGCAUUGUAGAGUUUGAUACAUAUACACGCCACAAGACUCCAGUGAUUGCUCUGGUUGGAAACGAUGCCUGCUGGAGUCAGAUUUCUCGAGAACAAGUCCCCAUGCUGGGAAGCAAUGUUGCCUGCAGUCUGGCAUAUAAUGAUUAUCAUACUGUGGCAGAAGGUUUUGGAGGGAAAGGUUUCUUGGUCACUCGGCAAGAUGAAGACCGAAUAACCGACAUCAUCAAGGAAGCACAAGAAGCAACAAAAAAAGGAAAAUCUGCUCUUAUUAAUGUGCUAAUAGGGAAAACCAAUUUCCGUGAUGGGUCUAUUUCUGUGUAAAGUUUUUAUUAGUAAUGAUAAAAUAACACUAGAAAUAUAUUUUUGAAUAGCCCAGCUUCCUGAUCCUAUUGAUAGAUCCCUCUGUCUAUCCUCUCCAGUUGGUUACUAAAUCUAGCAGAGGAUGUACCUGGAAAUUGCUCAGAAAGAGGAUAGAUUUUUAUAAACAAGUUUUCCAAUUUUUAAAGCAUCACCUUUUAUGUGACCAAUUCAAAUAUUCUGCUGUGGUUUCUGAUAAUCGAUCUCAGCCACAGUAACUUCCAUGGGGCCUAUUAUACUGUACCUUUGAGUGGAUAUUUGAGGACAGUUAUAUUGUAUAAGACGAUAGUGAAUGGGGUGCUGAAGUUUAACUCAGGUAAUCUGUGCACAGGAGUGGAAAACCAAACUUUGUAUGAGCAGCACUGUUUUACUGAUUGUUCUUUUUAAUGAUAUGAAAUUAUUUCUCUUAAUCGCACUGAAAAAGUACUGCCAUGUGAAGACCAAAUGUAUACAUAUUUACAAAGUACAAUGAACCCUUUUUCCUCUGUAUUUUUACAGUAUAUAUAUGAUCUGUCAAAAUGAAAAGAAACGGACCAGUCCAGCUUUCACCAGAUCUCCUCAUUCUAGACAUGAUCUCGUUAUAACAUAUUCUCUACUUUGAAAGUACACUUUGUGACAUUUAGAAAUAUGUCUGUAAAAGUUCCCAAACUUUGAAGUCAAUUCAAUUUUCAGCGAUGAACUACAGUAUACUCCUACCUUGCCUAGAACAUCGUACCCUGAUUACUUGGGAAAUAAUGACAUAGAUCAUUGUGUCCUGCCAUAUUUCUACAAAUAUUUACCCCGCAACUCAAGUCACUUUUAGAUAAAAAUAGAGCUAACUUGUAGCGCAAUAAAAUAUUAAUGUGUGAUAAAUGUCACUCUGAGUGAUAAAUUGCACAGCAAAUCAACUCCUGACUGUCAUUUUUCAAACAGUCUGUAACAUGGCAGUUAGGAGCUGAUUGGCUGGUGCAAUUUUUCACUCACAGUGAAAUUUAUCACUCAUUGAUAAAUAAGGGCACAAAUAGGCUAUGCCUAGGACUUGUAUUUUGGUAACCGCUCAAAAGAUGACUGGUCUAAGCUUGCAAUCAGUGGUGCUAAACUGGUUAAGUUACUUCCACAGGUUUGUAGAAUUUAUGUAUAGGGCACAUACUGUACCUCCCAGAGAACAAAAAAAUACGAAUGGCUUUUGCAAGAAUAUAGUCCCUACCGCUCAAAUACGCUGUAACCAGGAACAACCCACUGAAUGUCAGCUCUGUCCAGUUUAGUGUAAGUAAGGCUGUGAAUUUCUUUAUCAUCCACUAGGGGUCACUGGAGUACUCUUGGGGGAUAUGGACGGCUUCCACCGGAAGAAGG